Messenger RNA from Fusarium odoratissimum NRRL 54006, 3957 nucleotides. RefSeq lists its product as uncharacterized. The transcript is spliced from 2 exons. Lineage: Eukaryota; Fungi; Ascomycota; Sordariomycetes; Hypocreales; Nectriaceae. Bases 731 to 3250 code for a protein of 839 amino acids. Gene Ontology annotation, biological process: positive regulation of phosphatidylinositol biosynthetic process; protein localization to vacuolar membrane; vacuole inheritance. Gene Ontology annotation, cellular component: PAS complex; fungal-type vacuole membrane. The record is from RefSeq and is a predicted model, not a curated record.
GGAAAAAAGGUACUUUGAUCUACGUACCCGGCUGCGUCAGUAAUCGGAUUUUUAACCAGGACCUGACGGGAGUGCGGAUAUAGGUACGGCCGGGUACAACACCAGCGUCACCUUUUCUCUCACAUCCACAUCCAUCACAUUACGGCCAAGACUACGUCCACCACCAUCUUCUCGCCUACACCCACCGUCACUCCCGCCAACCACUACCAUCAUACUGUACUCACUCACUUGCUCGCUCGCUCGCUCGCUCACUACUACUUACUCUCGACCUCAACACCACCACCAACACCACCACCACUUCUUUUACGACAAUAAACGGUUUCACUACAUCUUGUCAUUGCACCGUUUUCUCUAUCCUGUACAUGCCGACUGUUUCGCCCUCGUUUAGUUCGAUACUCUUCCUACCUGUCUAGUCAACCUGCAUCCGCCCUCACCGUUUGUCUGCCCAGCCAUAUCCCGCCCGUCCGCUUGUGUCGUCUGCCAUAUACUCAACAGACAGGUGCCAGCAGCCGUCCGGAAUAGGUUGGGUUAGCUUCUCUUUGCAGGCUUUCCCUCCUGGACAUUCUCGCGGCCCUCGAUCUCGGCCAUACGCCCAUUCUGUUUCAAUGACGAGCCAACCACAAUGAUCUAUUCUGAAAUCUGCUUUGCAAUUCAUUGUCCCUGCUAAGGCCCGUCCCGGUGGUAUGCUCGCUAGGCAUUCACUCCACCAUUCCCACAGGCCACCGUCAUCAUGGACAAGUCAUCUGCCGUCUUAGACGGCACAUCUGGCGUCGGUCGUACGUCUCGUAACGUGACCGACCCAUCUGCAACAUCCUCAAGCGCAACAACAGGAAGUCAGAACUCUAAACAAUCCUCUGCCAACAAUUCUGUAGGCCCUUCGCCCUUGGCCUCAAGAGAUUCUUCCCCCACGCGACGCCCUCGAAGGACUGCUUCAGCAAACCGCUUGCCUGGUAAUCGAUCUCGUAAAAACAGCCAAACCGAUAAUAGUCCUUCACGCACGACACGACCAAGCUUGUCCUCCGCUGCCCCAUCGCGCUCAUUGUCCUCGACCAACACUCCAACACUUACACCUUCCCAAGAACAACAACAACAACAGAUCCAAGCACCCACCCCACAAAAGCCAGGCUUCAACGCAGACCUCAAAGACAGCCCGCGAUGGCCCGUAUCGCCCCGCCUGCGAUCGCCUCCCCCCCAGUUUAGUAACAGACCAGCAAUUCCUGCACGUCGCAGCGAGCAGGAUCUUCCUUCCAUUAGUGUUCAACGACCUACGCCGUCGCCGCAGCCUAUGGAGCAACAAACAAUAUCAGAGAGCGAGAUGGAGGAGUCGCAGUAUCCAUCUGGUAUGCGAACUCCAGCUCGCGUAGCGUUGGAAACGGUUCAAGAAGUCAGUUUACCAAACUCUCCCAAUCCUCCAAGCGGGUCGGCUUUAGUGGAAAAGUUGAAGGAAAAGUUAUCAAGCACCGACAACUAUUCUGAUACCGCACUUCCCGAUGGACGGGCUCUACGAGCAAAGAACAGCUUGGUCGGUCAAGAGAGUGGAAGCGACACCAGCAACAACAAGGCGGAGACAAGAAGACCGACAUCCGUUCCUCCACCCAUAAUUACUCGACAGUCUAGUGCCAUGUCGAAUAAGCAAAUGAAGUCGAAGCAGGAUGGAUCUAUACAGACCAUGACAGUAGAGACCGAAACUGUUCCAAGCGUGCCACAGGUUGCGCUCACAACCGCCCAGAAAAGUGAAGGAACAAAUGGAACUCUGAAGACGAAACAGAGCACGGAGACAAUAAAACCGAAAAAGGAUAAGAAGAAGGUUACACGCAAACAGCCCCCAGUAAACGCAGGGAAUGCAUCCUCCAAAGCUGAUGUUUUCGAGGCAACGAUUGCUAGCGCUGUUGACGAAGCAAACACCUCGGAUUCUGAAGAGACCUUUGUUUACGACUCUAACCCUCCGGAUGGCAAUGAUCGGGCUGGACGCCGAUUUCAUUCAAGGACUCCCAGUGCUACAUCUAUGGCUAGCCAGGCUGAUCGCCAGAAUCUGCGAUCCAUUUAUGGUAUUAUGGAGACUGGAGGACCUGCUCAUGGACCCAAGAAGACGAUGAAAUUCGUCAACACUUUUACUAGCAACGGAAAUGAGAGCUUAGCAGUCGAAACUGAGGAUGGCAAAAGCUCUAACCGCAGUGGUGGCAGUGGGUCAACACGAGGUACGACGAGACACCAUCACCACAUUGGUCGCUGGGGUAGACAGCCUGGUAACGGCCAUGCCUCGCUAUUCGAUAAUGAGUCCCCAUUUCCGAAUGCUGCGAGGUCGAAGCUCGCUGGACCUAAUUCUCGCAAUUCCUCAGGGCCACCGAGCCCGCGCAACGCUCACUCCAACGCUCCGCGCCAUUUUGGACAUAAACGUUCUGCGAUGCAGAUGUCGUCCAGUUACGAUAUGGAUGAUACGACAGGAGCAGAUGAUGAGCGUACACCUCUUCUCGGCUCGGUCCGCUCAGGUCGUUCAGGUCGAAGCCGGCGUGGGCCGCACAACCUACGACAGGCCGAGUCACAAACUUUUGCAAGACGGUCGUCAUACUUGAACCGGUUUGCGGCAUGUUUAGUACUUACCAUGAUGUUCAUGCUUGUCAUUACUGGCGCUAUCGGCUUCAUGUUUGCUACUUCGCAGCCGAUGACUGGAAUCGAAAUCACUGCUAUCCACAACGUGGUGACCAGCGACCAAGUAUUGAUGUUCGAUUUGACCGUCAAAGCACAUAAUCCUAACAUCGUCGUCGUCACAAUAGACCACGCAAACCUAGAAGUUUUCGCGAAAUCUGAAUAUACAGGAACAGAUUCGGACUGGUGGGCGCGACCUUUCCCUCACGGCCCAGAUGAUCUACGCGUGUCAGAUGACCCCGAAAACGACCCUCCGCUGGAUGAUCCCGACCCAGAUGAUGACCUAAGACCCAACGUUCUUCUGGGACGGAUCACAGAAUUCGAUAGUCCUCUUACUUUCGAGGGCUCUCUUUUCCAUCAAGGCACCUCUUCUUCAACUGGAGAGAUGCAACUCGAAUACCCUCUGAACAAUACAGUGGGGGGCUCACGACGUUGGGAGCGAAUUUACCAGAACGAAUUUGACCUGAUCGUUAAGGGCGUGGUUAAAUAUACUCUUCCGAUGAGCGCCCGUAUCCGCAGCGCCACUGUAUCAGGGAGGAAGGCCGUCAGUCCAAAUUCUUCAAACGAUCCUUCGAACAGUACCAAGGUUGAACCUUCAAACUAGAUGGGAGGCUGCCCCGAGAGAGGCAGAAGCCCUUCUAGCCUUUCUUUUGUCAAGUCACCGUUUGUCUUGUGUAUUUUGAGCGUGCAUAGCAUGUCACAUUAGGGAGCAGCGGCGUUGGAUGUAAACCUCCAUCCACAUUAUGGCUGAACAUCAUAGGGACAUGGAGCUUCAAGAUUUUGUUUCAUUGUUUUGUUUAUUGGUUUAUAGACAGGUUUAACACCUAUGCUUCCUGUCCGGUGUUUCUUGGGUUGUUUUCACUCUAAGCCUGACCUGGUGAGCAUGUACAAGUUGUGCCGUGUGGUACGGUACACAUUUGCUUGCUGGGAGUAGUCUUCGAGAAUGGUUAGGGAUGGAGUUAUUGCUUUGAUUUCGUUUCACAAAACCCAUAGAAGGAAAAGCGGCAACUAUACGUUGUAAUUUUAACGGCUUAUGAAACACACAAGAAGAGAAAAGAAAGUCAGGCCGACUUGAAGAGGAAGAUGUGGAUUGGAGCACAUAUGAAAUGCUUCGUAGUUAGGACGGUAGAAGAGAGCGAUUAUAUCGUUGAAUGCAGAAUUCAACAGAAAGCCUGUUACUAUCAUGAAAGAAAGAUAUCCUUGUAAAAUUUAUAUGAAAGAUGAGCUUCUCAUUGUGGGAACGCCAAACGCAAUCACUUUUGGGCCGUUUCUCAGUUUACCUCAUGGACAUGGGAGAUUAAGGCGCUUCCC